Molecule: messenger RNA, 1117 nt
Organism: Acaromyces ingoldii
Lineage: Eukaryota; Fungi; Basidiomycota; Exobasidiomycetes; Exobasidiales; Cryptobasidiaceae
Product: DnaJ-domain-containing protein
Exons: 3
Coding region: 66-1055 (329 amino acids)
Cellular component (GO): cytoplasm; nucleus
Molecular function (GO): protein folding chaperone; protein-folding chaperone binding
Source: RefSeq, a predicted model, not a curated record
CAGCCUUCCUCACCUCGCCCCCUGCAGACACUGCUCGGACUGCGUCCACCCAUAGGAAAGCAGCCAUGGCGACGCUCUACGUCAUCCUAGGCAUUGACAAGGAUGCAACGCAGCAGGAGAUCAAGCAAGCGUAUAAAAAAGCAGCCCUCAAGACGCACCCAGAUCGUGCUCUGCCCGAACGCAAGCCCGAGGCUGAAGCCGCAUUCAAACGCAUUGCCGAAGCGUACGAGGUUUUGGGCGACCCGGGCUCGCGAAGGCGCUACGAUCGAGACACUCUCGUCUCUUCGCCGGCCUCUUCGUCCUCGAGUGACAACUUCUACUUUGGCACGUCGCCCGACUCGAAGCCCUUCACGUUCCAGUGGGAGUCUGGUCACGACUCUGCACGCCGCUUCGCAAGCUCUCGGCGGCCUGGAGGCUCGGCACAUGGACAACAGCAGAGGCACCCGUUUGGCUUCGCCAUGGGUGGCGAUCGUUUCGGCGCCGGAAUGGCCUCAUCGACCGAUCCAUUUGAGCUGUUCAACCACAUGUUCCAAGCUGACUUUGCCUCGGGCUCGCUGAGUCAAAGCAUCGCAGACGACCCUUUCUUUGCGAACCAUCGAAGGAUGGCCGAUACCAAUGGUUUCGGCUUUGGCAUGGCUCCUUCGAGGAGAGAGACGGCAGAUCCGAUGAUGUCGAUGACGAGCCCCUUCUUCGGCGGAGCAGAGGACCCCUUUACGUCGGCGUUCGGCCCAUCGAUGAUGAGCAACUCUUCCUCGGCCUUUUCCAGCCGCGGUGGAUCUUCGUCUUCAACGAUGCAGAGCUUCUCGAGCAGUAGCAGCAGCAGUGGAGUACGAGGGGGAAUGAUGGCUGCGUCCGAGAGUCGAUCGACGAGGACGGUAAAUGGCAAGACGGAGUCGCACUACCGUCGAGUAGAUCCUGACGGUACCGAGACGGUUCAUGUCAAGUCGCAAGACGGCGAGAAAGUCUUCGUUGAUGGGGUGCAGCAAACCUCUCAUCCCCUUUUGACUUCAGGCAACAAUGGCGCUCAGCCCCUUCCGAUCGGCGCGCGGCGCUGAGCCUUCUUGCGUCCACUGGCCAGUGCACUCACUGCGUGUGACGUGCUAUGCAACAGCAGCAG